Messenger RNA from Fomitopsis serialis, 1056 nucleotides. RefSeq names its product WRB/Get1 family. Bases 96 to 650 code for a protein of 184 amino acids. The record is from RefSeq and is a predicted model, not a curated record. Gene Ontology annotation, cellular component: GET complex. Gene Ontology annotation, biological process: tail-anchored membrane protein insertion into ER membrane. The transcript has 5 exons. Lineage: Eukaryota; Fungi; Basidiomycota; Agaricomycetes; Polyporales; Fomitopsidaceae.
GAGACAGCCACGAAUGCGCCAGGCCUGACUUGCAGCGGCCAGCGCACCUGCUGCUCACCCAUCCAUCCUCGAGGCUACGACCUCCGACGCCCAUCAUGUCUCUCAUCAUCACCUUGUUCGCUCUUGUCUUCGUAACAGAACUGAUCUCAUGGAUUGGCAAGUCUGUAUUACUCGAAUUUGCCUACGCGAUCUACCUGCGGAUAUUCCACUCGAGCGCGGUGGCGCGCCAACGAAAACUCAAGUCAGAGAUACUUGUAGCAAAGAAGGAGCUGCUGCAGACGAGUGCGCAGGACCAGUUUGCAAAGUGGGCAAAGCUGAGGCGGGGUGUGGACAAGGGGUUAGCAGACCUGGAGAAGCUCAAUAGCGAACUGUCCUCCGCGAGGUCGUCCUUUUCGCUCAAAUUCAGCACCGUCGUCUGGGUCUUGACGGCAGGCCUCCAGUUCUUCGUCGGCUGGUGGUACCGGAAAUCCGCCGUGUUCUAUCUUCCGCCAGGGUGGUUCGGGCCCCUUACAUGGUGGCUGUCGUUCCCGUUCGCGCCUGCAGGCUCGGUGAGCUGUGGGGUGGGCGAGCGGGUGGUGAAGGAGUUGGCUGCGGGUACGGGCACAGAGUCUGUGCCGGUUCCGUCGGAACGCAAGGAGAAGGCAGAAUAGGUGGACCCCGCGUGCGGGUAGGAUCCGGGCUGUGGGGUAGCCUUGGCUAUGAUGUAUAGUUAGAGAGGCCGGUGUAUGGAUGGACGUUUAUCCUGCUGCUGAGACCGUGUUUAGCGGACGGGCGAGGGCCCGUGAUGGGUGCCACAAGGAAGAGUGGGACUAGGCUCCCAUCGACGUUCUCCUGAGGGGUCCCAGGCAGGUGCGAAGACUCGGGGGAAUCACACUGGAGACGAAAGGAGGAUAGCAGCGAGGCGUGGAUCCCCCGAGAGUCCGAAGACCCGACUGCGUUCUGUGGACACGUUCGCGGUCACGGAAGGCAUCCCUUGGCCUCCGCAGGCCAUCCCGCCUGCGUGGCUGCGGGCCCGGGAACGCAGUCGGCCGAGUGUGCUGGGGUUGGCGCGCGGAG